GCGCGCUGGGCGCAGAGCGCAGUCUCGGCCGUGCAGCUCUGAGUGCGCCCGCCGCCACAGCCGCCGCCGCCGCCACCAUGCCCAACUUCGCCGGCACCUGGAAGAUGCGCAGUAGCGAGAACUUCGACGAGCUCCUCAAGGCCCUGGGUGUGAACGCCAUGCUGCGGAAGGUGGCCGUGGCAGCUGCGUCCAAGCCUCACGUGGAGAUCCGCCAGGACGGGGACCAGUUCUACAUCAAGACAUCCACCACGGUGCGCACCACCGAGAUCAACUUCAAGGUCGGAGAAGGCUUUGAGGAGGAGACUGUGGACGGACGCAAGUGCAGGAGUUUAGCCACUUGGGAGAAUGAGAACAAGAUCCACUGCACACAAACUCUCCUUGAGGGUGACGGCCCCAAAACCUACUGGACCCGCGAGCUGGCCAAUGACGAGCUCAUCCUGACGUUCGGCGCCGAUGACGUGGUCUGCACAAGAAUUUAUGUUCGGGAGUGAAGGCAGCCGGCUUGCUCCUGCUUUGGCAGUGCAGUGCAUGUCCCCCUGAGGAAUGUCAUAGGUCUGAGCUGCCAGUGGACGUCCCCUUCCCCCUUUUCCCCCGUGUCAGCUUAGGUGAUCCCUUUUCCCCAUGCCCAGGUUGUAGUGGUUUCCUGAGGCCUCUGUGCCAUGUCCCUAGUGCUCCAUAGUUUGGCAUCUGCACGGUCUCAUCAUUAAACUGGUUGGACACAUCUCAA
This is a messenger RNA of Miniopterus natalensis, 727 nucleotides long. It is a transcript of the gene CRABP1, whose product is annotated as cellular retinoic acid binding protein 1. Gene Ontology annotation, molecular function: lipid binding. NCBI's taxonomy places the organism in Eukaryota, Metazoa, Chordata, Mammalia, Chiroptera, Miniopteridae. The record is from RefSeq and is a predicted model, not a curated record.